AUUUUUAUUUAUUUAAUCUUUUAUUUUUUAUUUUAAAAGCAUAAUGUAAUUUGGCAAGUUAUUUUGUUUCCUUAAUUAAAAGAUACUAGAUUUAAAAUGACAACUUUCUAUUGGUUGGUGAACCUAAAGGUUCACCCUAGAGAGUGAACUCAAGAAAAAGUCUUAAUUAAUACGUGAUCAUCCACUUGGAACAUAUCGGAAAAUGGUACUAGUACUAGAAGGUUAGUACUUAUUUAGGAAAAUAACUUAAAUAGGAAAAGAAAAAACUGAGAUCUACUUGUCAUAUUUAAUACCUAUCGAAGGUAUCUUCGUACAAAACCAGCAAUGCAUGGUCUCUUGUCGAAUUUUGUGAGAAAUUAUAAACUAUGUAUCUACUUGUAUUGUCUGCUAUACACCUCAAAAAGUUUUGGUCUGCUAGCUAAUUAAAGUGAUCGUAGGCUAUGCAACACACAACUAGCAUAGGUGCAUAACUUAUUAUUAUGCUUGCCAGAAAUUCAUGGAUGGUGUCUAGCUAGCUUGUAUUUGUAUACACAUUCUUUAUCGUCGCACAGUACACAAGCUGCGACAGCUUUUCCGUUACAGGAAACCCAGAAUCUCAAAAAUACCUCUUACUCUCAUCAAAUUUGGAAACGGCUCACACUUUCUAGCUAGCCUUUCUUUCUCGCAAGUUAUACGGUAAAGGAAGAGGUUAGGAAAAUCUAUACUAUUAAAGCAAAAUACUUCUUAAAAUUUUGUCCUUAAUUUUCUUUGCUAAUUACAAGCCAUGUCACUCCUAUAUUUAAGUUUAACAAUUUUAAUUAUUAAUAAACAUAAAAUACUUACCAUAUUUUGUGGAAAUAAUAAUCUUUUAGAACUGAAUGUGAUCGUAAUAUAAUAAAUGUUAAACGUGAUAGAUUAAUACAAUAUUAUUUAUGGUUCAUUGUAAUUUAACUCGUAGUUAACCGGAUUGAAUUGGUUAGAAAACUAUUUAAUAAUUCAUCUCGACCAGUAAACAAAGUGGACAAAAUCUUAGCUACAUCCACCUUUUUUUUUAAUCUGGUUAACAAAAUAUGCCAAAUGUAAUUGACUCUGCAAUUAACAUAAUUAUGUAAAUUAAAAUAAAAUUUAUAUUAGCAGCUUUUAUUUACCGGUUUGGUAUGUUUAGGUACAAUGAAUUAAACACUUAAUUUAUCAAUAAAACAUAUGGUAUUAGGUAAUAUUAUAAAGUAUUUAAUUCAACCUAGUAUAUAUUAAAUUAACAAUGAAUAAUUUAUUAAAAGUAUAAUAUAAUAAUUUAUUUUAAAAUUAUGAUUAUGUAUUACAUCACGGGUUAUAAUAUAAAAUAAGACUUUACCAUAUAUAAUACUGAUAAUUACAUUUAUAAUAAGUCAAUUUCAUAUACAUUUUAUAUAUUUAUUUUUUGUGUGCAUGUUGUGAGUAAAAAAAAUAUAAAAAGUUUACACCAGUUUAAAAUUAAUUAUGGCUCUAUUAUCUUGUUAUCAAAUAAAUAUUCUUACAUUAAAGCACGGGUAAAAAUCUAGUUUCUUUUAUAAGAGCAUUCACAUUGCAAUGUUUUUAAAAGGGUUGUGAAAAAGAUUCUUAAAUUGAAAUAUUCAGUUAAUUAUUUUUAUUAUAAUUAUAGUAUAUUAAAAUUUUGAGAACUCUCUAAGAACUUUGCAAUGUGAAUGCUCAACAAGUUACAUUUGCUAUGUUUAGUUAAAGAAACAACGUUUCAGUAAUUUGGUCAAGCAACAAGCAAACUUUCAUAUGCAAAGAGAAACAUAGAAUCCAGUUUACUAGUUUUGAAAAAUACAUGAUAAAUAGUAGUGAAGCGUAAAUUUAUGAAAAACAUGUAUCAUUUCUAUUUUAUCUAUUUUCAGCGUAAAUUUGAUUCAGUUCUAAGAUUUUAAUUGACUUAACAACGAAUUUUGAAGAUAUAUUGUUUUUUGAACAAAAAAAAAGUAGAAGAUAUAUUGUUUAUACAUUUUUAUUUUAAAUAGAUCAUUUGUGAUCUCUAUAUAUAUGAUUUCAGAGAGAAAAUUUGGCGUCUUAAACUGUGAGAUUCUUAUACAAAACGAGUUCAUUUGCAUUAUUAUCGUUGCUUCUACUAAAUUAUAAAGAAUACUUCUUUUUUUUGUCACAAAAAUUAUCAAGAAUACUAUAAAUGAAAAUACACUUAAUAUUGGUUUGUUAUAUAUAUCAGCAUUCACAUGGGGGUUAGAGUUAAGCAAAAUGUAGCUAGGGAGUAAUUACUAAUUAGUAACUUUAGGGCAUUAGUUUACUUGUAAAAGUUGUGUGCAAGUGUUGUUUUGUCCCUUUCUUUUUCAGAAAAGGGUUUUAAUUAGGGUUUUUUCGUACAUUACACAGCGUAAGCAUCUGAAAACAGUGAAGACACAAGAGCGAAAGUGAUAGUGGGGAAUCAAAUGCUGAUUCACGAGUCGAAAACUUUUCUGUCUUCAUAAGCUACUCCGUACAUAUUUUUAGAGGUAACAUGGGUUGGACUUGGAGAGGGUAAAAGCAACUUAGUGUUGGCUAGCCAAUGAGAAAAGGACAAAGUUUGAUGUGAACCUAAUCCAACCUGGAUUACUAUUUAUAAUCACAAUGUGCUGAAUCUGAGAGAGAAUAUUCCAAAGUAGAAACCUAGGUGGCUGUCUUCUAUUCGUCUUCUUUCAUAAGCGGAAAGUUUUGAAUAUAAGUUUACACCUAAAAUGAUGUUUUGAAUAUAAGUUCACACCUAGAUAUCUAAUAUUGAUGAUCUUUUUAAGAGUUUCUAAAUCCAAUCUUCAACAUCGACCAAACCAGAAAAAAUAAUAACACAUACGAUUUAUGAUGGUUAACAUUGUAAGAAUAUGUUAAUUACUUCUGUAGCUACAAAUAUAGUUAACAAUAAAAAUUUAAGAGUUUUUUUUAAACACCACUUUCAUUAACCUUGAAAUCUGUAAUAAAUUAGUACAUUAAGAGAAUUUAGACAAUUAGUUAAACAAGACUUUAGAAACAUAAAACAAAAAAAAACCAUAAAAAAUAGAGUUAGAAAAAACUUUAAAAUAAAAUAAGAGUGAAUUCAGAACAAUACGCUUACAAAAGCGCAUGAAGCUUGAGAGUUUAUAUUUAUUUUUCUUUUUUCUCAAAACCGGCAUAUUUUAUAUUUGAGAGUUUUUGAGAGCACCUCGGUGAAAUACACACAUUAGUUUCUUAGUGAUGAAAAAUAUUAAUACUUCAACAAUGGUUUAGUUUUUAUUUAAUUUAUGUAUUUUUUAAAAAGAUGGUUCAAUGAACGUAUGUAGUCAAGAGUUUAAAAACGGUUCUCCAAAAGCUUACCGGAAGAACUUCUUCUGACACCAUUAUUUUUUUUUGUAAAUACACAAUUACUUGCUUUUUGAUUUUUAAUUCUUUUUUAAUUGGUUAGAACUCGUUUAAUAACCUACCGUUGGAAUUGGCCCGAGAGUUUAUAUUUUUUCUCUCUUUUUUGUUCUCUCCGUCAAAAAGGAUUGGUAAAACAAAAAAAAUGAUGAAUACUGUAACAAACUUAUACAUAUAUAUAGAACGAGGAGUUACCACUCUCACAAAUCCUCACGUCGACAUGACUGCUCAGAUCGAUUAGUGAUCUUGGGACUUUACGUACAUUUGUAACAAGACGAAAUUCAACCAAACUAGCUGCUUAUUAGACAUGUCCAUAGACUCAACGUCCUGCUAAAGCAUAGAGCUACAUUUAGUGAUACUGAAACAACCUUCCCCUUAAAUGUUUUUUUUCUUUUUCAUUAAAUUAUGUUUGAUUAUUCGUUUUUUUUUAUUUAUGACAAUUUUUAUCAGUUUAGGGCAUAACAAAGUAGGCGGAAAAUGGGAUUUUGUUCCUUGCAUUCAAAUUUACCGUUGUUGGGUGAGGCGUGUUUUAGACACAUUUACGUUUUUUUAUAAAGUAAUUGUUUCAUUUUUCGUGGAUGAUGCAUGCAUAAUUCAGUUAACGAACAUUCCUCUCUAGAUGUUCACGCCUUCUUCACUGAUGCCCAUAACUUUAUAUUAUUUAUAUUUGUGUGGUUAAUAAAAGAGCUUUCAACAUUGUUGAGCUGUUUUAAUCAUGUUGGUAAGUUGGGCUAGAGAAUCGACCGCUACCGUUAAAAAAAGUAGAUGCUAAAAGAGCUAGUCGAACCUAUGAUUAGAAAUAUAAAAAUUCAACAUGUCUUGUUCUGGUUUAUGGUCCAAAACAUGUAUUAAUGACGGAUGUAGAAAUAAACAUUAUCAAGUUUUAAUUCAAAAAAGUUAAACCAUACGAAAUCAGUUAGAACAAUCUUUAUUCCUAAAAACUCUUAUAUGUUUUAUUAUGUUCUAGUUAAUUAGGACAUAAAGUAACAAAUCUGAAACCAAAAUUAGCCUAUUUUAUUAUAUGUGAUAUUUUUAGUUUACCAGUUAACAUUUAUUUUCCUUGUAUUUUUAUUACAAAUUGUUUUCUAUGGAAUGAAUGACGUUUCUUUUUGGGCUAAUUUAGGUUCAAAACACACACGUGCUCUCAAACCACAUUUUAUGAUUUUACUACUUGCGUAGGAAAGACUCAUUCUCUUCUUUGUUUUUGUGUGGAUAGUCUCUUUCUAGCCACAUCACAAGCACGAGGAUCGAUACUUCCUCGCCACUGACUCAAUCAUGUACUAUACAUCUUUUUUUUUUCCUUCUUUUUUUUUGCUAUUUAAGUGAUAAAACUAUGUUACCAAAGUUCCUUCAUUUCUACAAUUGCUUUCCUCUACUACAUGUUCAAAAGUUUUUCUUUAUAGAAAUAUAGACAUAAACAUUAGUGUAAUAUUACACAUAUGGAACUGUACAGUGACCAUAUUCUAUUCUUUCGCCUUUUAAUGGAUAUAUUCUCAUAUACAUUAUGUGGCAUAAAUAAAUAGUUUUCAUUUUGUACAAGUGGUAGUGUGGAAAAGCUCUUUACCCACCAUCUCUCUCUAUACAACAAACCAUUCUUUCUCAAACUUUUCUUUGUUUAUUUAUAUAUUUUCUUGUAAGAAAGUAACUUUUAGGCACUACAAAUUAACACCCUCAUGCUCUCCUUAUCCCUCAAAUUCACUUCAAAGCCUCUCAUCUCCUCUCCUACUUGUCUAUCUCCCUCUCCGCUUCCCUGUUUCCACAUAACAACAAAAUCUCUUACAAGAAUCUUCUUCCAAAACUCAUAAGCCAUGGCAACUGUUGUAUAUCAAGGGUACCAAUCUCAUUUUGAGUCUCAACACUUUGAGCCAAGAGCUCUAAGACUUAGACUCUCUUCUCCUAACAAUCCUCACUCAUCCACACCUCUCAAUUCCCAUUUCCUUGACUCUUCCAUCAGUCCACAAGACAACAUCUCUACCUCUAAUGCAGCUUCCUUGCCCUCGCCAGCUCCUAAACCGAGCUCUAACUCGGAAAGUUGGCUCGAGACCAUCUCAAACUCGAGCUCUGAUGAAAAAGACAAGAAGACAUUACUUCCCUACGUUCAUUCUCCAUCUUCUCGUAGAACUCUCAGCGAUGAGAGCUUAGCAUUGUGCACUGAAAGCCUCGGUAGCGAGACGGGCUCUGAUGUUAUUACCGAUCAAGAUUUGUUCUCGGUUUCAUCCGAAUUAAAAACCAUGGAAACUAGAACUUCGGCCACCACAUCAAGAACAUCAAGACAAGAUAGGAAGAGAGAUGCGUUGGCUUCACUUCCACCUCCUUUGACAAGUAUGAGAGGUUUUGAUUGCAUUCAAGUCAAGUCCCACCGUGAGAAUGGAAGAUUGGUAAUGACGGCCAUGAAACCUCUGCCGCGGGAUAGAUGCUUACAGGACCGAAGUAAUGGCUGCGUCAGACUCGCGUUCUUGAUUGAGUCUGAUGACCACAUAGAGACAGAGACCAAAGAAGAAGAAGAAACUAUGGAGAUAGAGAGAGAUAACGAAGAAGAGAUUCAAGAAUACGAGGCAGAAGAAGAAGUUGAAGAAGAAGAAGAAAAAGAAGACAACGAAGUGAUGAUUAUUGAUAACAUUCAAAGAUCAAGUAGAUGUCAUGAAGGAGAUCGAGAAAACAGAGGAUUUCUAACAUGGGAAUCUUUAUGUGUUGCCACUUCUUAAAAAACAAUCUUUCUACUCAUUUUGUGAUCACAGUUUCACACCUUUUUAUUUAUUUUAUGCAUUGUGUUUUCGUUUUUGUAUAAAUAACAAGCGUUUUUUUU
Molecule: messenger RNA, 6145 nt
Organism: Brassica napus (rape)
Lineage: Eukaryota; Viridiplantae; Streptophyta; Magnoliopsida; Brassicales; Brassicaceae
Product: protein FANTASTIC FOUR 4
Exons: 1
Coding region: 5148-6044 (298 amino acids)
Source: RefSeq, a predicted model, not a curated record